Molecule: messenger RNA, 1419 nt
Organism: Ziziphus jujuba (common jujube)
Lineage: Eukaryota; Viridiplantae; Streptophyta; Magnoliopsida; Rosales; Rhamnaceae
Product: GDSL esterase/lipase At1g54790
Exons: 5
Coding region: 70-1191 (373 amino acids)
Molecular function (GO): hydrolase activity, acting on ester bonds
Source: RefSeq, a predicted model, not a curated record
GGUGCUUAGAUAAACGUGAAGGGCAUUAUUAGUCUAACAACCAGUGAAUCACUGUUAGCAUUUUUCAAAAUGGCAUCCAGGAAGUGUGUUUUCUUGAUCUUCUCCUUGUUUUCUAUCUGCUUGACUCUUGCUAAUUCCAUAAAGUUCAAUUACCCUGCUGUUUUCAACUUUGGUGAUUCAAAUUCUGAUACCGGGGACAUUUUCUCUGCCGGUAUCGAAGCCCUUUACCCACCAUAUGGAGAGAAAUACUUCCAUAGAAGAACUGGGAGAUAUUGUGAUGGCCGUCUCAUUGUUGAUUUUCUUAUGGAGGCAAUGGGUCUUCCCUUCCUAAAUCCAUAUCUGGAUUCAGUUGGAAUGCCAAAUUUCCAAAAAGGGUGCAAUUUUGCUGCUGCAGGAUCUACUAUCAUGCCUGUAACUCCUACGGCAUUCUGCCCAUUUUCAUUUGGAAUUCAGGUGGAUCAGUUCCUCCGAUUUAAAAGCCGGGUUCUUGAAUUGCUACCUCAAAAUGCCAGGGUUGAUGAGUAUAUACCAGCAGAAAACUUUUUCAAGGAGGGGCUAUACAUGUUUGAUAUAGGCCAGAAUGAUCUUGCCGGUGCAUUUUAUCCUAAAACAUUGGAGGAGGUUUUAGCCUGGAUUCCCACUGUUAUAGAAGAAUUCGAAUCUGGAAUAAAGAAACUAUAUGAUAGUGGGGCAAGGAAUUUUUGGAUACAUAACACAGGUCCUGCUGGAUGCUUGCCUCAGAAUAUUGCACAAUUUCAAACUGGCAUGUUUGGAAAAGACAAAACAAACGUUAACAAAUUUGGAUGUCUUAGAGAACACAACAUGGCAGCUAGAGUUUUCAAUUUGGAGCUUCAUGCACUUUGUGAAAAAUUGAAGACUCAAUACCCAGAUGUCAAUGUUAGAUAUGUUGAUAUUUAUUCCAUAAAAUACGACUUGAUUGCAAAUCACACUAAAUAUGGGUUUGAAAGCCCUAUCAGGGCUUGCUGUGGAUAUGGAGGUGGAAAAUUGAACUAUAAUAUCAAUGUAGCAUGCGGUCAUACGGUGGCCUUGAAUGGAACUAAAGCCACAGCUAAAGGAUGCAGUAACAGUGCAGCAUAUGUGAGUUGGGAUGGAAUUCAUUACACACAGGCAGCAAAUAACUUUGUUGUUCAACGUUUACUGACUGGAAAUUAUACUGAUCCACCUUUGUAAAAAAGAUAGACAAAUGUCUUUUUCCUUAUGAAUCCUUAGGCUUUAGAAGAGCAAAUUUGGGCUAUUGACUUGUUUUAAUAAUUAUUUCAUUCUUUCAUUUUUUUUUCAUUUUUUUUUUUUUUUUUUGGUUAGUAUGUAGUAGUUUCUCCUUUAAUAUUUAUGCUUUGGCUAUACUAAAGCAAGCAAAUAUCUUAUGAGUAGAUAUGAUAUUAAUAACAAUUUAUCUUA